Molecule: messenger RNA, 849 nt
Organism: Lycium barbarum (goji berry)
Lineage: Eukaryota; Viridiplantae; Streptophyta; Magnoliopsida; Solanales; Solanaceae
Exons: 1
Coding region: 1-849 (282 amino acids)
Source: RefSeq, a predicted model, not a curated record
AUGGGUAAUAGGGUCAAAUCGCCUGGAAAAAUGAAAUCAAAUCCGAGUAAAAGAAAUCCAGAACAUUUCUGUGAAUUUCACAAAGGACAUGCUCACAAAACAGAGGAUUGUCAUUCAUUGCGAUUGGCAGUCGCCGAACUCUUGGAGCAAGGGCAUUUGACAGAGUUACUUUCGGAGAAAGACAAACAAGCAUAUUAUCGGAAUAGGGAGCAAGGAGCACAUCCACCACUUCCCGAGCCAAAGGGAGUAGUUAAUUUUAUUACAGGUGGUAAAGAUGUCAAUAUCACAGGAGGGUUGGACGUCAACAAAGUCACUUACACUUCAGGCGUGAAGUUCAAAAGAGUAACAACCAAAAAUGAAAAAAGGGAUAGGCUAGCCCUCGUCGAGGAUUGUAUCACCUUCGAUGAAGCUAACUCCGAUAAUAUGCAAUAUCCGCCUAAUGAUGGGUUAGUAAUUACUUUGCGCAUCUUAGAUACUGAUAUUAAGCGUGUUUUUGUUCAUCAGGGAAGUGCUGCCAACAUCAUAAACAUCAGGGUCAUAGAGGAGAUGAAAUUGACGAGCAAAAUAAUCCAUAAAUCCAUCAUGCUCACUGGGUUCAAUAAUUCAAUAGAAAGAACUCUGGAUGAAAUUAUUUUACCACUAGUAGCAGGUGGAGCGGAGCCACAAACUAUUUUUUCAAUCAUGUCCUCUGCAAUGGCUUAUAACAUGAUAGUUGGACGUCCCUGGAUUCACGCCAUGAAAGCGGUGCCAUCAACAUAUCACCAAGUGAUCAAAUUUCCAACGGCGUGGGGCGUAGGCGAAGUUCGUGGAGAGCAAAGAAUUUUCAAAGACUGUUACACUGUGGCGUAA